Messenger RNA from Drosophila elegans, 3941 nucleotides. RefSeq lists its product as uncharacterized. Bases 130 to 3849 code for a protein of 1239 amino acids. NCBI's taxonomy places the organism in Eukaryota, Metazoa, Arthropoda, Insecta, Diptera, Drosophilidae. The record is from RefSeq and is a predicted model, not a curated record. The transcript has 2 exons.
UUUUUUUGUGACCCAGCUAGUAAUCAACUCUUCCUUUCUGCAAUAUUCAGCUAAAAUUCCUGUAGAUCAAAAACUGAAAAAAGUAGAAAAAUUUUGUUAGUAUUAAAUUUGAAUUCCAGACCGCCGAGGAUGCCGAUCAGUCAACAGGAUUUCACCAAAAGCCGCACGAGCAAUACAUACUUCAGCUAUGUUGAUCAGCAACUGGGCAGCAAGUUCCACAGCAGAGGAUCAUCCGUGGAGGAGCCGAGCUGCGAUCACUGGCAGUUCUGCGAGAAGGUGCCCAAUCGCUCGGACGUGGAGGCCGACUCCCUGGGCAGUCCGGUGGGUCUGGUCUGCUCCAAUACACCGGUGAACAAUCCCUGUGGAUCCCCGCCCGAGCAGCAGGAGGCGAAUGUCCUCAAUUUCGCCACCUACCUGAAGGCCUUUGCCUUGAUCUAUGUCCUGCCGGAAGUCGACUGGACGGCCGAGAAGAUCGACAUGCUGCUGGAGGAGGGCUCCGAGUUGUUCCGGGCCAGUUCCGAAAUGGAUCAGCAGCAGCAGGAGGACAAUCCGGAGGGUAGUAAGUUGUUCCAGCCGGAGAUCUAUACCAACGAGGAGAAGCGGAUCAAGAGGAACUUCAAUCUGGAGGGGCACACCUUUACGCUGGCACUGGAACCUCGUUAUCUGGGCGCUGGAUCAAAGCCUCUGGAUCAACAGCCCUCGCAUACGAUCCAGAAUUUGAAAACCAUUCUGGUAGAUUUCUUCAAGUCCAGUCGCUACUGUCUCCUGCUCACCCGAGUUGGCCACCUGCUCGUCUGGCGGCGCAAGAGAGUGUUCUUUGUGCUGGAUGUGAAGGGCAGGAGGCGGGAUGAUCUGCAGAUGGUCGAGAACAAGGGAGUGGCCAUGCUGGUGUGCCUGAAGACCAUAGACAAUGUGGUCCAUUUGGUUAGCAACUUGAGUGGCACUUCGCCGGCGGAUGAGUUCACCAUUCGGGAAUUGGUGGUUGUGCGCCUGGAGACGCCCGAUGGACGCAUCUAUAUGCGCGACACCAGCCACCGAUCCAUCGAAUUCAAGGUGGUGAACAAGAGCUACGCAUAUCUGAAGGGCACACUGCAUCUCUCGCUGAACGAAAACGAUCCGGUGAGGAAUCGCAGCAGCUUGAUGGUGGCCGUUGCCUCAAUCCUGGCCAGCAAAAUCGAUCACCCCGCAAACUGGGACACCAACAUGCUGGACCGUUUGAUCUGCUACGGUGUGGAGCUAUGCCGUAGCUGCUGGUCGGAUUGCCUGAGGGAUCGACGACCCAUCGAUCUGGACACCUUUCCCACCCAACUGCGCCUGGGUCAGUUUGUGCUGGAGCUGAAACUGUUGCCGAUGGUGAGGACGGGUCACUGGCGCUGCGGCGUCCGCAUCCUGCACACCGACUUCGAGGCCCAUGUGUCGCAGGCACUCAGGGAGUACGCGAAUUUGGUGUUCCAGAUCAACAACCAGAUGUACGCCAUGUGGACCAAGGAUGAGUUCUAUUACCUACUCGAUCCCUAUCGCCACACCAUCGUGGGCACCCAUGUGGCCGAGGAUGGGGCGGGCAAGUGGGCCACGGUGCGCAUGUUCCGCGACCAGCUGACCAUGCUCAGCGUGUUCCACCAGCUGCUGAUGGAGUCCAACCGGCAGUCGGCCUACUAUCUCCAUGUGCUCCGCAUCCGCAAUCUCGCCGAGUGUCCCGAGGGCUAUGCCCUGGCUCCGUUGCCCGCGGAUGUGGACAACUGCGAUGUGCAGUCCCUCAACGAACCCAUCUUUUUCAAUGAGCAACGAGGUGUGCGUGUGUGCGAUCGAUCCCUGGCCGAGAUCAGCGACUACGAGGAGGAUGUGGUCAGUCUGAUGGAUGAUAAAAAUGACAUUGAGAAAUUGCAAAUCCUGGACGAGCGACAUAAUGCUGGUGCAGAAGGUGAAAUGUGCGAGGAGGAGAUGGAAACCAAUCCCCUCAAGAAACACAAUAAGUCUGCGAAAGGAUCAAAAAGUAAGAGGUGUGAAUGUCGCAUUACACCCUGCAGAAAUACUUGUUUCCAAGGCUCAACAAAAUCCAGGACAAGCAUUCUCAAAAAGGAGCAAGUAGAAAGGAAAAAGCUGCUAUCCCCGGAGAUUAAAAAAGGAACAUUUGUGAGAUUUUCUAGGCAAACUGGAGGUGGUGCGAAGUCCCCUGAGCGUUCCAGAUCUAGAGAGGCCCUAUCACCUGGCAGGAUCAUUAGAAAACAUACAAAAAUAACCAGACAAACUGGUGGCAGGUCCUCACCCCGUUCCUGCUCCAAAUCCCCAAAACGUUCUGGAUCUAAAGAUGAACCAUCUACUGGCAGGAUAACCAUUAAGAGCUUUCCCAUGGAGGCACUUUCAAAGGGUUUGGGCCAAAAAGUAGGUAUCACACAAGGAUCAACCGCCAGGGAAACGGGUGGAGGCACCACCAAGUCCCCUCUUGGUUCCAAAUCUAAACGAGUUUCAUCUGCUUUAAGGAAUACUCAUAAAAGUUCUCCAAAGGAAGUAGUCGAAGUAUCAGUGGUCAAGGAAACGGCUGGGAGGUCCUUCAAUCAUACUCCAACCAAGUCCCCUGUUCUCUCCAAAUUCAGAAGAGGAUCAUCUCCUGGCAGGAGCUCUCCAAAGGAAGCACCCCCAAGAUCUAUGCCCAUUGAAACGAGUGGGAGGUCUCCUAGCCCUUCUUCUACUAGCUCUCCUUUUCGUUCCAAGUCUAGACAUGGAUCAUCACCUCAUAAGACCAUGAAAAGGAGUAUAAAAAACUCCAGGGAAACUGCGGGCAGGUCAUCCAGCCCCACUCCCCUCAAGUCCCCUGAGCGCUCCAGAUCUAUAAAAAAGUUUGUAAAAACCACAUCUACAAAAGGAUCAUCUCCCGACAGGACCACUAUCAAGGGCUCCCCCAAGGAAUCCUCUUUUAGGAGAGUAGUUUCUAAAGUAGUUAACGCCGAGGAAAGAACCUUUCCAGAUACAGCCACUAAGAUAAUUGGAGAUGGGGUCAGUAAAAGUUCCAAUCCAAAGCCAAUGACCAGCAAUGGAUCAAACCAUGAAGUUGAGGCUUCCACAUCCGCUGAAGGUGAACUGCUUAUGAAGGAAACACCCACUAAAAGGUCAGAACUCAAGACCUCCACAUCCGCUGAAGGGGAAAUGCCUCUGAAGGAAGCACUGAGCAAAAGGUCAGAACUCAAGGAAUCAACAACAAGGAUCCUCGCUCGAAAAGAUAUACUCCAGCAAUCCGGGGAUAUGUCCAAAAGUCUGGGAGUGGCACCUGUGGCCAGUGCCCACUUGAUUACGCCCACUGCCUCGGGAUUCACCCCUGAAUUGGACCACAUUGAGAACUCUUCUCUUCCCGCAAUGGAAUUUCUGAAUAUUGAGGAACUAAAUGAGGACCCCGCAAAAGGAGCGGAGAGUCCCACGGAGAAAGGCGAGUCCCGAGUAUCUUCCCUUAGAUUUCCCGGUUUUAAUAGGGUGCCCCAACUGCUGGCCGUCGCCGGAUCCGAAAGUGGCACCGUGGAGAGCCUCAACCGACUGCUCGGCUCCGCCUUCAAGGUGGCCAAUCGGGUGCUCACGAUGACGCCGUGGGGCAACUACGUGGUCUUCCGGCAUCAUCCCACCCACGGUGCGGAUUCGGUGGCCACCUGGUUCUACGUGUUCGAUGGCUGCACCUGCGACAUCGAUCGCUUUCGCCACUUGGAUCUCACCACCGGCACAGCCGGUUUGAUAGCAUUCCGCAAGCAAUCGGAGGUGGUGUGCCACAUCAUCGAUUCGCGGAAGGAGAAGGCCCUCAAGAACGUGUCCAUGCCGCUGGAGGAUUCUCCUCACAAAAGGCUACAAAAGCUGUUGGCUCGUUGACGCUCGAAAAGGUCCACCUUACGAAAUUUACUUUUCAGCUUGUGGAUUAAACAAUAACUGUCUUACAAUUAAAACAGAUUUUUAAAGUAAAA